Messenger RNA from Actinia tenebrosa (Australian red waratah sea anemone), 4783 nucleotides. Its product is annotated as centrosomal protein of 135 kDa. NCBI's taxonomy places the organism in Eukaryota, Metazoa, Cnidaria, Anthozoa, Actiniaria, Actiniidae. The record is from RefSeq and is a predicted model, not a curated record.
GGUAGCGCACACAAGAGCUAACGGUUUUUUCCAUGUUUUCCUAAUUUUAGGAGAUUUUAACCAUGUUUUUUCUAGAAUUUAUGAAUUAGACAAGUAUUAUUGGAAGUAGAUAUUGUGAAAAAUGACCGAGAGAAAGUUUACGACGCUCAGAAAGCGUCUGGAUCAGCUGGGAUAUCGCCAGGCUCUCGGAAUCGAAUCUGUGCCUCUAGUGGAGAAGUUGUUCAGCGAUCUGGUCCACACGACGGAAAGUUUGAAGAACUUAAAACUCCAAUCAAGCAGACAUGAUCGCAGUAGAACUUCUGUUGAGGACCACGUUGAACCCUAUAGAAGUGAUAAUGCUAAACUCGUUAAAGAAAACAACGAAAUUCACCUGCAACUUAUUAAACUACGCGAGGAAUCGGACGAAAAGAUUCGAGAAUUGAAGGCGACUGUUCGAAAACUCGAACACGAAAACGCUGACUUAAAAUUUCUAAAUACUCAAUACGUACACAAGGUGAAAGCUCUCGAAAAGGAUGCUAAGUCUAAGACGGAUAAAAUUCAAGAGCUUCAGGAGAAGAAUUUGCAUGCAAUUGUGGAAACCCCCGGAGGAAGACGAAAGCAGAUUCCUUUUAGGCGCCAACGAAUGGAUAUCGAGAGUACAGUCUCCCCUGCAAAAGAUCGUAGGGAAAACUCUCUUCAAGAUACUCAAGAUCCUUAUGUAGCUGAUCUUCUCAGUGUAGCUGAUAAAAGAAUCGAAGAACUUGAAGCUAAAUUAUCUCAAGUUUUGGACGACAAAGAUGCCGGAGAAAGAAGGAAUAGGACAUUACGUAAACAAGUUGAGUCUCGUGAAAAGGAAAUCGACAGAUUGAAUAGACAGUUAGACGGAGGGCGUCCUCUAGAUGCUGUUACCAGAGAUGUCAAGUCUGACAGUAGUGAUAGAGUUGUUGCUCAUCUCAAUGUUCAAGUUGAUUAUCUUCAACAAGCUAAUCGUGAUUUAGAAAGAAGGCUAAAGGAUUCUAUAGACAAACAGGCUAUGACAUCCCAGAAAUCUGAAGAUUUAGAGGAGAAAAAUGCUGAACUUCUCAUGGAAUUGAAGAAUAUAGAUAGAAUGUCUAAAAGACUAGAAGAAUCGAAAACCGUUGAUGUUGGAUUAGUAAAAGCUGAACUUGYUGAAGCAAGAGCAGAAAUAAAGAAUCUUCAACUACAAUAUGAUGACUCAAAUCAAGAAAUCAAAGAAAUUAGAAAGGAAAGGCAAAAGUUGAUAGAGGAAAAUGAACGACUUGCCGUACUCGUUGAAAAAGUUGAACAAGAUGGGAGAAGUGCUGCAGAACUGCUGGACAAAUCUGAAAGAGAAAGAAAGAGAAUAUCAGAGAAAAAUGCUCAACUAACAAUUAAUGAGAGAGAACUUGUAAUGGAMCUUGAACGAUUAAAAUUAGUGAAAUCAACGAAGAACAAGAAAGCGAGAGACAGAUCGCCAUCGAGGCUAGAAAUUCUUGUAAAAACGUUAGAGAAAGAACGCGAUUAUUACAAAGCUGAAUGUGACUCGCUACAAGAUAUGAUGAGAAAACGGCUUACUGCGCCCUCGUCGCCGAGUAAGAAGAAAGGCAAGAUAGCAAGCAAAGGAAAGUCCCAAGCACACCUCGAAAGUAUGUUACAAUUAAUGGAAGAAGAAAGAGAUUUCUACAAACGAGAAUGCGAACUUCAAAGAAAUGUCAGAGAAAAAGCUGGCAUAAUGUCACCGCCGACUCGAGAAAAGGAUUCUCGAAGUAAUCAGAAUGAGGUUAGCAGAUUAAGAAGAGAAAGAGAUGAACUUCAAUCUAUGGUGGAAAAAUUCGAAAAACAUUUGACCGAGAUUCAAGCAAACGUUAAAUCGCUGACGCAAGAUAGAGAUAAUGUACAAACUCUUUACGAACAGGCAUUAGUGGAGAUUGAACGGCUACGCCGAUCAGUAUCGCGAGCGCGCUCCCCGUCACCAUCACGCGCGGCUUCUGCAGUACUGUCACGAGUUGAAGCAGAGAGGGAUAAUGCUGUGGCUGAUUUACGACGGGCUCAUAACCAAAUAGAAAAUCUCGAAGACAAACUCAAGGCGGCAAACGAAAGUAGCGAAUUGGAAAAACGACGAUACGAAGAUAAAGUAGCAAAUUAUGAAGAUAUGCUCGACAAAGUGGAGACUGAUCGUAACGAACUCCAUUCCCGCGUCACAUCUCUACGUAGCAUGGUAUCAAAUCUAGAAGACCAAGUCAAGCAGACUUCUGCUCAGCUUUCUAAGACAAAAGACGCGGUCUACGAGAAAGAUGCCGACAUUAAUCGUGAGGUAUUACGAUGUGAACAAGCUGAGAGAACGGCUGAGGACUUCCAAAGGCGGCUUACUCGCACUGCGGGUGAUUUACAGGCCAGUGAGGAGAAAAAUGUUCGACUAGAAGAAAGAAUAGAAUCUUUUGAAAGAAAGCACUCGUCAGAUAGAGAAGAAUUAGCCGAACUACGCGCAACAAUUAAAUCAAUGGAUCGAGAAAAAGAUGAAUUACAACAGCAAGUGGAUGAAAAAACUGAAGAUAUCAUGAAUCUAGAAGCUAUUAAAAUAACACUAGAAAAGGCCGAAAAGGAAUUAAAACUUAAUAUGAAUGAUCUAGAAGCACAACUCGGUCAUACAGUUGAGCAAGGCUCAUUGAAAGAUAGAGAAAUGAAGAGUCUAAGAAGGCAACUAGAAGCCAGAGAUGAUGAACUGUCAGAGAUGACCAGGGGAAGGGAGGCAGCUUUGAGAGAAAACCGACGGUUACAGGAGGACAUCAACACAUUAACGGAAGAAAACCAGGCAAUACAUCAACAGUUACAAGAAGCUCUCGAAGAACAAGAAAACCUAAAAAUACAAAUAUCAGAAUAUGCGAGACAAGUUGCAAGAAUAGAAGAGUUGCUGGCACAAAAGGACCAUGAAAAAGAAGAUCUAAUGGAACAAUACAGAGCCCUGACGUCAGAGGCUGAUCGGCUGGUUACCGAAUCGAAACAGUCAGCAGAUCAGGUAUCUAACUACCGAAUGGAGAUCGUACAACGGGAACAAAGCGAAAGAGAUACGAGAGACAAACUGCGGCUACUGGAAGAUGAGAUUGAACAGCAUGUUGCAGCCGCAAAUGAAUACGAAAUGCAAGUAUCGAGCCUCACAAGAUCUUUAUCUCAAAUGGAGGGACAAAUGAGGCAGGCCAAUGAAGACAGGGAAAACUUAUUGCAAGAUAUCAAUGCCCUCAGAGAAUUGUGCAGGAAGCUGGACCAGACGAGAGAGUCGUUGUCACGGCAACUAGCCACUAAAAACCUCGAUCAAGACCAGCUGCGAGAACUACUAGAAGAAUCCAAAGGGGAGACAGAGGCGCUCAGACGAAAAGUGUUUGACGAGAAAGAAACCGUGAGGAGUCUUGAAGGAGUUAUCGCCAAACAGAGACAAAAGGAAUAUAGUGGUCGAAAAUCCCUGGAGACUACACUAGAAGAAGUAGACAGACUGAAAGAUAAGCUCUCCAAGCACGACCAUGAAAAAUCCUACCAUAGACAGGAAAUUGAGACUCUAAGACAGGCGUCGGGCCGACUGGAAGACGAAGUAUCUAGACUACGGAAGCAGUUAAUAUCAGAAAAAUACGAAAGAGAGAAACUUGUGCACGAGACAAGUAGAGUUGGUUCAAGAUACUCGCGCAACACAGACCAGCGUCUUCACACGUCAUUCACAAGCAGUGAGUUCGCUAAGAUGCAACCCAAGGACAUGUCAUCACCUUUAGCAUCUGAUACCAAUGACUCUGGGGCUCGGGUCAUAUCACCAAUACGACGAUAUAGUGAUGAUGACUAUUCUGAUGCAAGUUAAAGUAAAUUUCUUAGACAAAAAAUCAAAGAGAACGUGUCCAUAAAUACAGGGUUUGACUGUACAGCACACUUGCCCUCUACAGUGUAUAAAUGAGUAUAUGAAGGUGACAAGUAUACUCCUAGUUACAGUACUCCAACUUCGGCAUAUUUUGCUGUAUAUCCAUCCAUACAUACCAUGCAUUACUCUAGAAGAUUUGAAGCCUUAGGCAUGCAUGAUCAGAUUGUGUAGGUUCUUAAUUCACGAUUCAAAUGGUUACCAAGUAACUACCAACUAUCUAUUAAUUUUACGAGUGUGAGAUGUCGUCUCUGUCACUAGCCUUUGUUACAGUGACACAGUGAUGGGGGCCAAGGUUUUUAUUUCUUUCUUGUGUUAUAUAUUUGCCUCAUCAUUUUUGCUUCUUCUCUAUCCCUCUCAUAUUCCCUUUCCUUCUAAUCUCCUUACCUUCCAAUCUUCUCUUUCCUUUUUCCUUUCAUUUUUUUAAAGUAUUUUUAAUUUUAAUUAGUUUAAUUAUGUUUUAGAGAAAAUAAAAAUAUAUGAUUCCAAUUUUGAAGUAUAAAUAAACCUGUGCUAACAGACCUCUGCCUUGGGCCUAAUGUUUUCCCAUUUCAGACCACAUGUCAAUCUCUUGAAUACAAGCUUCUUUGUUUGAGCUGUAUCCCAUAUUCAUGCGUCUUCUCAAGUGCAACUGAACAAAGAAAUAAUAUUCUAGAAUAUUCUAGGGAAUGACACAAGCUCUGAAGUGAAAAAAACAUUACGUCAAAGAUAAAGUGUCCUAUAGACACAUAAUGAACACUAGUUGCUGAUUUCCUCACAUUUAAAAAUCACCCUAGCAACCAAAAGUAAAAUUAUCCAACUGUUGUGAUUUUAUAUAUAUUUAUAACUUAACAUUUUCAAGACUGUAAAUAUUGUGAAAAAAAUAAUAAUCUUUUUAUUCUUUGCUACGUGUAGAGUAAAAUAUUAAAG